AUGAGUGUUGGCUUGUCUCUGGAGGAUCCUGUUUGGUCCUAUCUCUAUGAGGGGAAAGUGAAGAAGAUGAAGCUACCUGACUUACCUAAUUACUUAUGGCCUUGGCUUCAACAAGUCUAUAGCUUACCCAAAGAGAACCUUGACUUGUUGGAUCCUUUAGCUCCUGUUUACCAUUUCGAAUUAAGAAACGGUGAAUAUUGGAUAUCAUUCCGACCGUCAAAGAAUUUUCCAAUCGACCCUCCAAUCUAUAAGUGUGCCUAUCAGCUAGCUUUUGUUUCUGAGUGGAAUAAUAAUGAGGCGGAGUGUUGCCUAGCAGCUAUCCGUGAUGACUAUAGAAAGUAUUGUGAAGAGAUAGAUGAAUGCAUUGGGAUCAUUCGUGAUAUCGAGAACGUCCCAGGCUGUUCCUUAGUUGGUUACGGUCUCAAUGAGGACAAUAACGAAUGCUUUGAUGUAAAAUUGAAACUUGAGUCUGAAAACCAAUCACAUAACGUAGAACUAACAAUAGAUUGGAGGAAUCCACAGGAAUUUCCUAACACAUUGUGUUUGGGCACAUUUGGGAAAACCCGUGAGAUUGAAUGUACUGAGUGGGACUCUUCCUUAUCCUUAGCUGAUAAUCUUGCCAAUAUAUUCCAAUUAGGAGCCCCUAGGUUGUUACUUGUUUCAAUUCAUGUUUUUUUCGUUUUUUUUUCUUUUGUUGAUUCUCUCUAA
Messenger RNA from Auanema sp. JU1783, 708 nucleotides. Lineage: Eukaryota; Metazoa; Nematoda; Chromadorea; Rhabditida; Rhabditidae. The record is from the annotation of a GenBank genome assembly.